AUGACAACCCCACCAAAAGUCCGCGUUGGUGUCGGUGCAUUCAUACUCCAAUCCAACAACGAACCCCAGGUAAAUCCACACUUUCUCGUGGGUAAACGCAUCAACGCUCACGGCUCUGGCACCUACGCGCUCCCUGGAGGGCACCUCGAAUUUGGCGAAACCCCCGAGCAAUGUGCGACCCGUGAAUUAUCCGAGGAGACCGGACUGGCUGUUACGAAUGUGCGCUUUCUCACCGCGACAAAUGACUACAUGCCUGCGGAUAAUAAGCACUAUAUCACCAUGUUUAUGGUUUGUGAGCGGGUGGAUGAGGCUACUGAGCCGAGGGUACUAGAGCCGGACAAGUGUGAAGGGUGGGAGUGGAUUAGUUGGGAUGAUUUGAACGAGUGGGCGAAGAUAGAGAGGGGAGGGAAGGAUGUACUGGGGAGGAAGCUGUUCACCCCCUUUUUAAGUUUAUUGGAGCAGAGGCCUGAAGUUCUUCCGUUGUCGCUUUAG
This is a messenger RNA of Penicillium taxi, 492 nucleotides long. Its product is annotated as nucleotide triphosphate diphosphatase NUDT15. The transcript has a single exon. The record is from RefSeq and is a predicted model, not a curated record. Gene Ontology annotation, cellular component: cytosol. Gene Ontology annotation, biological process: dGTP catabolic process. The coding region runs from base 1 to 492 and encodes 163 amino acids. Gene Ontology annotation, molecular function: 8-oxo-7,8-dihydrodeoxyguanosine triphosphate pyrophosphatase activity. Lineage: Eukaryota; Fungi; Ascomycota; Eurotiomycetes; Eurotiales; Aspergillaceae.